AUGCCGUCAGGACGGUCGAAAGAGGAUGUCUUUGACCUGUUAGAACAUGCUAUCUCAGAUGUUACUGGAUUCCACAAGCAUGCACAACUGCUGGCCGUCGACCCCCACCCCGAGGCCCCCGACUUGCUUUUGAUGGAGGUUACCCCCGCAAUGGCUGACCAGUUACUCAGCCCUAGAUCUGAUUCUGACUUUUGCUUCAAAUCUUUCAAAGACUCCUCACAAUCACAGACAGCCUACCUUUGCUCUGAGGAUAGGACUUUUAAAGUUUUGGAGGCUGAAACAUCAAACUCCCUGCUGCUUGCCCCUAAUCUCUGGAUUCCUACUAAAAAGGACAACGAACAUCCUCCGGCAGAGCCUUUUGUCACGCAAGCGAACAUCGUCGGAAUUAAGUCCUGUUACUUGGAAACUGCAAUAGUGAGAGCACCUCCGUUGAAUAAACUGAAACAGCUUCUCAUAAAAUCGUCGUUUGCUGGACACAUUGAGGAGGACGACCGGGAUGACUCCACUGCUACUCAGUUUUAUUCCUUUCAAGAGCUGUUGGAAAACGUCCCCUGCAGCAAAAGGGAACUCAUUGCAGCGCUAGACCGACUGAACGUCAUGGUUUGGGAAGGAAAGUGUCGCAUGUUUGAGGUCGAAUAUCUGAAUUCUGUGAGUCUCAUUCUUUAAAUUUACAGCCCCAUCCUGCUUACUAUCAUUUAUUUGUAUGCAAGGGGACCCAUAUCUCGAAACGGCCAUUUGUUGUUCAUAGGAGUGCAAGAUUCUAUCUACAAAUUUCCAGUACUGAAGUUAGGUUUUUUCCCUAUGUGCGUGUCAAUCACACAGGACCAAUUAACCUUUUGUUUUUGGUUUCCGUCAGAAUUGUCACUUGCCGCGCUUGGGAACGCAGAUGCACUGCUUUCGAUGGCAGCAAAAAUUGUGUCCUUGGCACAAAUGGGGAGUGAUUUCGAGAAUGCUCUUUAUUUGCCAUGAUUACACUUUGCAGGCAAACAAGCGUUUAUAGAUAAAAGCGACAUUUGUACUUUACUCCACAGCAUUAAGGGCAGCUGGCUGCGCUGGUGUACCACUGGCUUCAUGCUAAACCGCCGAGGCAUGGUGGUGAGAAUGAGGCAGGCGGUUUUCUCCACCGAGGUACGCAUCGGUUAAACAAGGAGAGAGAGUGGCCUUUCGGCAACUGUCGAUAUCCGGCGGCCGCGAGGGCAGAGAUUUAGUGUCGCCUUCGCUUCCUACUGUAGUUUCUCUGCACACUGUUCUUUCCGCGUUUACUUCAUCUCUGAAAAUAUCCCUUGCUAACCCGCAUGCUGGUUUUUUGUAGUUUUGGCGCCUUGAGAGCUGUUUAGAACGUCGGCCCUACUUUUGACCAAGCCAUCCACGCCCUUAUCAACACAAUCGAGCGGUGUCUGUCAGCCCUGUAGCGCCUGAGCAGUGAGAGUACUUCAAGCUCCACAAUCAUCAGGCCAGGUUCCGAAUAGCAGGCGAAGACUUUAUACACCAGAAUGAAGGAUUUCUUGCGCACAGAAUACCGAUUUGCUGCCUCGGGCAGCAGUGGCCGCUGGCGAGGUCAAGUUGUGGGCUUACGAUGUUAGUUCGUGCCUAAGAGAGAGACGAGUGAUGGAGAAUGCCUUAAUAGGUUUGCGUAGCAUUUUUAAAUGCUGUCCAACUGGUGUGUGUUGCAUUAGCUGAGGGAUGAUGUGUCUAGUUGUUUGUGUUGCAUCGACCCGGGGGUGACGUGUUCAUAGGGAGUAUCGGCGACCGAGACUGUCUUAAUGCACUUGUGUUCGGGCCGAAGUCGGUAGUGGGACUGCUGUUUAACAUCGCGUGAACCUCCUCUUAACACAUCUGGAGAACUAUCACUUCAGCUACGUUUGAAUCAAGUACAUAUUUAUUCGUGUCAAGGAGAUUCGGCCAAUACAGAAAGCGGUCAACUAAACUGUAGUGUGAUGUGCAAUUAAUGGCUUGGACAGCCGUGGUGCGCAAGAGCGUUCUGGGCAGCUACCUCCGCCACGAACGACUUGAAAACUUCCUCCCAUCCAUGUGAUUUUCUCCCGUAAUCUUCAUCCUUGUCACUAUUCAUCAUCUCCAGGGUGUAGGAUUCCAUUUGGCGAGAGACAAGUUGGAUUUUGCCCUAAAGACAACUGUCUCUAACAAGCAGAUAUCUGAGGAGACGAUCCGAAGUUCUCAAAAAAACAUGCCAAAAAACAAGAGACGGAAAACUUGAAACCGUCACAAAUUUACACCUACUAUCCAUAAUUAAGAUCAGCGCACUGGGAGAGUGGGGGAGAGAAAGGAAUGGGGACAAAUGCUUUAAGAGGUUUUCACAGCAAGUUCAGGUGUUGAAUCGGGGGGGGGGAGGUGACGCAUUCAGGUGGCGCCUGGGCGACCGCGACUCUGAGCGCACGUGUGUUAACGCUGAAGUCAAUAGUGUGGCUGCGGGUCAGCAAGGUUAGAACCGCUCACUACGAAAGCAAGUGACCUUGAAGCAGCGGGGUCUUAAACAUAACUGCCAGAAAUCGUAAUAGUGACUAUCGACAACUGUCAUAUUAGGAGGAAUAUGGUGUUGUAUGUGCCUAACAAAGAAGCCUAACCGCUUCACUACAUGUGUGGCUUCAUCUCUAAUAGUUAGGAAAUGUAAGUCGUAAAUCUAAUAGUUAAUCUUUCCAGGGUUUGUAUGUGGCUAAUCGUAGAUUGCCCUUGGAGUCCUGCCGUGUACGCGUGUAGAAAAUGCGCAUUUCUAAGUCCGACUUUUCGGCUUUGGAACCCGAUGCGCUUUUGCCCUUCUGUUAGCGAUGACAAGUUCAUCCCGCUCCUAUCCAUCCUCACGCCUACCUCCCAAGAAUCCCUAAAACUGUAAUAACCGCAGUUUUCACUCUCCAUAACCUCUCCUAUCUGUGAACGAGGUGUUUUUCCACCUGUGACAAAUUUAUUUAUGAAGCCUAUUGAAGAGAGACUGGCCGUAUUGCUGCGUAGCCAAACAGAGCCUCAAUGUUAGAUUAGCCACUGCUCCCCAGCCCACCUCAGGUCUUCUGGCUACUGGAACACAACGCGUGUGAGAAGACAGAGUGAGGUCGGUGUUGCGUGGGUCCCCUCGCUACCUUUGAGGGUAGUGAUCAACAGCGUGUUGACAGAUGGAGUACUAGGAUGAGCAUAGUUGCCACACUAAUCAUCCAGAACCCUGCAGCCGACGAGACUUCCUCCUGAGCGUGAAAGCGAUUGAAAAUCCAGUCUUUCUGAUUAUCACACGGCUAACCUAAUCGGAUCAUAACGGAGCGGUAUAUUGACUUAUUUUUGACAUUAUGUGACAUGCAGUAGUCACUGACUCUAGUGGAACGUCAAUGGGAAUUGCUGAAUAUUCUUCUUACCCCGAAAUGACUUCUAUCUGAGGUCUCUACAAGGUCUGUACGUUGCCAUCCCAUCUUCAGUGUGGGCAGUUUGAGCUUACACAGCGUUUUCUGCGACUUAUAUUCCGCAUAGAGCAAACAAGUUUAAAGAUGUGGUUCUGAACCUCCAUGUCGCGUAUGGGCUUUAGAAAACACGCUAACCGCUAUGACAUUAGGUGCCAGUAGAGGUAAUGAUUCCUAGGUCAGCAGGUGAUCCGUUCUGUUAAAUGAUCUCCUUAUCUUGUGGUGUGUGUAAACGCAUUUCUAGGUCUAACUGGGCUAUUCGCAAGCAGCUUUGGUUUAUGUACAUUGACAGCUAGCGCACAUUAGCAAGUCCAUUCGGAAACUCGAAGGAAAACAACAGAACGUUGCUGGGCACUGCCAACUCAAGUGAUGUAGAUUCUCAAACGCGCACUCAAAUGUUCCUGUGGUCUACAAAACGGCUAAUCUAGUUGGUGCUUUCUUAAAGCUACUCUUAUCAUCGUUCUCUGUGCCCUACAGGUAAUCCAGGCCAUCUUCGAUCUGGCUGACGAGAACGCCUGGAAUUGGUCCAAGGACGGUUUACCAGCAGCUGCCGCCGUGCUAAGCCUCGAAAAGCUCUACCCCGCCUCGGUGACGCGCCAGGUGUUCCAGCGUUUCUUUUAUCGUAGGCGAUCAGCCACUGUCCCUCCCGGUCACGUCUUUCCGCGCCUCGGAAAGAUUUGCCAGCUUGUUGGAGAGCAUCUUCUCUCUGUGACUACUAAGUUUGCCCUGCAGGAUUUCUUCUCCGUUUGGUGUGCUGCAGUGCCGCGAGGAAUGCGCCCACGUCUGCGCCAGCAUCUCACCUGUGCCGGCCGGGCGGUUUGCGAGUCUCACCUGGAGCUUGCGCCUGCGGGAGGCUCUAACAACGCUGCCACAGAUAAGGCCCACAGAGGUCAAAGCAUCUCCCUCCUGCGCUCCGAAGAUCUGCCAGAUGACUCAGUGGAAGCACGUCUAGAGGUCUUAUUUGCCCGUCAGGCCGUCUGGCCAGAAGCUGAGCUUGCAGGCUACAUGGCCGACCUAGUGGUGGGCGCCGCCUCUGAGGACCGCUCUUGUGAGUUUGUCUUCGAGGGCACUGUCGAGGAGGAGCUUAUUGUGCUCUCCGAUUGCGAAGACGACGCAGAGCUCGAGUCGAUCGACCUCAACUCGGUGGACUUGCCGAUUGAGGGCGGUGUUGCACGCGUUCCCGUGGUGUUUGAUAAGCCAAAACCUGUGCCGGCCGUCCUUGGAACCCUGUUAGCGCAGCAUUGUCGGGCUAGCGGUACAGCCGGUGCCCGAGUUUACACGGAGAAAUACCCACGAAAGUAACUUCCUACUCACUUUGCCUGAAGAUCCUAUUUUUGUACACCUCCUGGGCUAUAAAGUGUUUCCUUAAUAACGCUUCUCAUCCAUGCUUUGCCUGGGCGUUUUCCCUCGUUAUGGACUGAAUUGCCUUAAAAUCCUCCAAAUCUCCUAUCGCAUUGGUUAUGGGUACGCAGUUUACGUUAUUUGGCGAUAUGCCAGACACUUUAAAUGUCGGGUUGGUGAGACUGGCUGCGCCAAUUCCGGGACUCACCUAAUAAGAGCUCCUUGUCCUCCAUAGUUUGUCGUAAUAGAUGAUCUGAUUGUCUCAAUUUUGGAUCUGUAACUAGCUGGCACUGCCGUCUUGGCACUAUCUGUGGCUUUAACAAUUGUCACAUUGUGGACAGUUAGGAACCCGCGCAGCCAGUAAAAAAUAGAUCGUCAGCCUCCCAACUCUGUACAGGGUCCUGUGAUGCUGAACUAGAAGUACAUACAACGCAUCCACUCUGUGCGGACGCUCAAUACCUUCAUACUGCUGACACUAGUAAGUGUGACCUGUUUUAGUCUGAAGCGCUUUCUUGCUGCAAAGUAUGUCCUCUGCAGAUCACCUGUAGAAUACUCAGCGCUACUCCAUCUGACGACGCGUCUUCCGACUGUGCGUUUCAGUCUUUAGCACCAGGGGGUCGAGACGGGCAGUUCAGUUGCAGAACUUGCGGCUGUAGCUACUGUGGCACAGAGGCGAUAGUUCAACCGUCGUCCGUCGUGUUCCCCAGGGAGUACGCGCAGCAUCGGUGACCUGCGCGUGUACUAGUUUAUAGUAGUAGCAGACUUGUGCAGCGUCUGCCGCACUCUCUCUCCCCUCACCCACACUACUCUGAUUGGAGAACGACAUCAAGACGUCCAGAAGUGGGCUCGGAUAAAGCCGCUGACAAGGCUAAGUGGCACGUCUACGUGCGCCACACGACCUGGUCCGGGCCUCAGUGCGGGAAGUCCGGAUGUUACAUGUUCGACUGCCAUAAAAGCUACAUCAAGGAGUAGCCAUUGCAGCCCGAUUCGCAGUCCCUCACUCACUCUGGAGUACUCCCACAAGGGUCGAGUUAUCCGGUCAGUUGCCACCCUUUAAGUCACGGCUCUUGGCUGGUCGUGAGGAAUUCACGCACGCCAGGUUUAUUAGGGUGCGGGGUGCACUGAUUUUCCGUGCCAGUUGGUUCCCCUUUGUCGGCCUCCCUUUACCAUAAACCAUUCGAUUUUCUGACCAUCUCAACGAACUGGUGGUGAGCACAGAGGUAGUGCACCUUAAACAAAUUAGUGGGGUCGACCGCUAAGAUUUAUCCUCGUAGCAAACACUUAUGAUUGUGUAGGCACUCUGUUCCCUACAGUCUACCCUAAUCUCAUGUUCGGACCUGGGCUGUCAUCGGGUUUAGGCGACGUAUCUAGAUGAGGUUGUAAUAUUGAGUAUCAUGCGGCAUAAUCCUAUUAUAUUCCAGUCACUCCAGAAUGCGCGUCCUUACCGCCACAAAAUAACUGCUUAAUCAUAUGUUUUCUCCCAUUGAUUUCCUGUGCUUUUAUAAGUCUAAACAUGCACAAAGAUAUCCUUCCUUACAAUCAUUUUUGGUAAACGUGGUCACCUUCAAUUUUUUUGCCCCCAGAAAUGGUGUUCUUUGAUUGCAGAUAGGUUUUUUUAGUAUGCGAUAUUUAAGACCCUCAAAUAUCUGUUCCAGUGGCUUCAUAUCUGUCGUUAGUAACGCAGAGGAAUGCAUGAUUUUCCUUAAAAUGGAAUUAUGCUGGUUUGCGAAGUUGAAAGCUCCACGAUGGUAAUCUCAGGAAGAAAAGUUGCUCGUUAGAACAGAUUUGUCUUCUUGCUGACCUUUUGGAGAACUUGAUUGACUCUUAACUUUCCAAGCGCUUAAUGCCGAAAAUCGGCCAGAAUUUUCAAUGACUGGCCGCGUUAAUUGACUUUGAACUGAUCGAUUUUUCCUUCUUUCGCUGCCUCCCAGCCCUUAGGCAGAUGCUUGUGGGGCUUGACGGCCGCCUGCGUUACACAUUGUCACCUCGAUGAGGGGCUACCUGAAACUCGGCUUCCCCUUUGGGUGGGCCCGUCGCGGGGCCGUGUCCGUUCGGUUUUCCUAAGUUUGAUGCGAUCAUCCUGUCCGGGUCCUCACGUAUGCAAAGACGCAGCACUUUGUAGGCCGCAGUUUGAAAACGCAAGUACAACAGAGGACAAGUUCAAAAUUAUUGGAGAAUCGGAAAACUUGUUUAGUGCUGAACGACAGCCUGUCUUCGAGCAGGACUUUGAAGGCGUAGUUUACUACAGAAGCAAUAUCAUAAGAGCUAUUUUCUGUGUCCUUUCUAUAAAAUAUAUUUGAGUUUAUAGGGGGGUCAAAAGUUAUUUUAGUGGGUGUGACUUUUGCAAACGACCGCAAAGAGAUGCGUUCAAAUGCCGGAACCUUGGCGCAAGCGGUAUUUCUUGCGUUCACCGCGCUGCAAAUUAAUUAGUAUCACAACUUCACUUAAGUAUUUCUCACUAACGGAGAUCCCAUUUCAAAAUUUCAGUUAAUGCCUCGUGCAAUACUGUGGUUUUUACGCAGCGGGCCCGAGCUCGAUCGUAAACCGACGCAUGCCGACUGUGCGGUUAUCAAACCAAUUGCAGGGACUGCGAAGAGCGAUGUACAGACGGAAGACGUAGAAGUACUGCAAGUGAUUGCGGUGUAAGAGGUGUAUUGAGUGACUGUAGGACAUACCGUUACCUGCAAAAUGGGGGGUCCAUACUUCCAGAUUUUUGAGCGGUGAGCCGGUCUUCCCGACGCGUCUUAUCUCUUGGGCGAAGCGACGCAUGCUUAGAGAGCUGUGGAGGCUAUUCCCGCGGACGUGUGCGACCAUGGGAGAAUUUGAUCUGGCAAAAACAGGUGUAGCUUGUUUUCCCGGAGACCUAGUCAAUCCACGCGUAGAUUGAGCUCUCCAUACAGUACUCUCAACGCGAUUAGGCUUCCGCUCUAAUGCGGAUGUGUCUCCUUGUGUCACCAACGCAUCUCAGGCGUGGGUCCCACCACCGAACACGGUGGACUUCCGUCUUUACUUGGGAUGCUUAAUAUGCAUGUGCUUUAUGCAGCUCAGGCCCUAAUUGAUUUUAUGGUCUGUCGAAUAACUUAUGUCGUAGCGAUCCGCUGCACCGAACUCCGAGUACUCCUCAAAUGACCUUCGGCAAGGGCUGUUUGUCAAGUUACCAGGACGAUCUACCAGUCUUCGACCACCAACGGCAGUGCCAUCAAGAUACAGACAUUUGGUUUCCGUAACAUCUUUAUUCCCUUCAAAAACCGAUCUAAGCACCAGCGAACUACGCAAGUGCCUACCAGCGGGACCUCCAUUAACAGGUCUCGCCGACAAGACCGAACGAAACCACUAUCAGUCAGUAAGUCAGUAUAUUUGGAGUAAACGACAGAAGCCAUGAAAACUCCAUUUAGAGGGUACAGGUAUAAAGUAAAAUAGUUAAAUUGCAAAACUUUUGCUUGCAGUUUUAGAAGAGAGAAUUCGUAAAUCUAAUAAUGUAACAUAAAGGUGAAAGGGGUAUUAUAUUCGCAAAAUAAUUGCGAAAAACUUUGUUCACCGCAUUCGGACUGUGAAAAUUUCAAUAUGAGAUAAGUUUGACGCAAAAAAUAGGAUCUGUUGAAAGCAUGUUAGUAGUUAUGACUAUAAAUAUACUACUAACCACUAUUACGCUCUUGUUUCUGCCUUUUCUCUUGUGGCGCAUCUAAGGGGACAGUAACGGAGAGUCUCAAUCCCUGAGGGAUUUGUCUGGCAGAUAAGACAUGGGAUUGACCGAUGGCCUUGCGGUAACUUCUGGGGCGGCACUUAUCCCCGUGUCCUAACAUUGGCAUUAAGCCUACCCCUUUCGAAAUUUAAAGUAAGGUCACUUGUAAGACGGGGGUACCUAUUCCCAUUCCGUCCCCUGGUGCACAUCGUUUUUUAAAAAAAUCUAUGGAAUGGAACUUCAUCCGCUCUAAAAAGUACUCGUUUUCGCCCGUUUUAAAACAUUCUGAGCUAGUUUUCCGAAAGUGAAUAACAACGGCGUCGAAAACCUGCGCCCCAACGCGGGUCAGCAUUUACUUCACUGACCGCGCCUAGCCAUUUUGCUCUACGCGGCAGCUUUUGAUAACAGGGUUCUCUUAACAAUGAGACAUUCCCUCGAGUCGGCAUCGAAAAGAGUCCGAUCUCUCAGUAAGAAAAUCCGGACCUGGUCGUCUGGUUCAAGCAAUCGCGAUUUCUGCUCUUGUUGACUCUGGACUUUCUCAGACACUAUCUAGUUGCCUCAGUCAGUUAUCGCGAUAGGGCAUUUUAGAUUCACUUCUGAGCACGUCACUCUUACACUUUAAUUUGCCGUUUUCCAAAGGUCUGACAAACGUGAGUUCAUUUCCCCGACGGUUUCAUUUUUGGCCGUACGCGGGAAUAUGGACCCUUCGUACUACAUGUGGCCUGGCACUAAAUUUCAGGAGGGCACCUCUUCCCGUGUUCUAGCUUUAACUCUAGUCCCCCUAGCCCUAACAGAGAUCGUCAUAAACCUUAGGCUAACCCUACCCCCUGGGAUUUUGUGCGAGGCCAUUUGUAAUACUGCGAGUUCACGUUCCCAUGCCAAACCUCAUUUUUUUCCGCGAAAUACGAUAUUUUAUCUGUCGUUUAGGUAAAGAUUAGGGGUAAACUCAUGGACUCGCACCUUGCAUGUUCUCACACUGUGGGGAGCGCGUAGUCUCCGUAGAGAAGAUCUUACCUGUCCACAGAAGCAAUAUCUGUGCGAUCAUCUCCUGGCUUCCUAUCCCAACUUACUCAGCAACAUUCCCUCCCUUGAAGCAUUUGUAUGAACCUAGCCUUCAUCAUUCCACCUAACGGAUAAGUCUGUCGAUGCAAUUUUAGACGCCACCUUCAGAGCUGCCUCUCUCGAACCUCUCCCCUUCACUGUUUUAGGGUCCUAGCAGAGUGCCUUCGCUUACUGAUCUGUGCUGUUCAGCCAUAGCCAGGUAUUUCCACCUCGUGGAUUCCCUCUGCGGAGUGCCAGAUCACCUGGGCAGAUGCAUAUUUGACCACCUCCUGCCCGCCUUCCAGACCCAGGCGGAUGUGCGCCUCGCACGCCAGACAGUAGCCAUCUUCUCCAGCUCCUUCGGCGAGGACUUUUUGCACGCCUUCGUAAUCACCUCCAGUGUGCCUUUUUGGCUGACCGUGCUCUCUGCCAGCUGCAGUCUGAGAGAGCUUUGGUUGGACAAAUGCGAGCUGGGUACCCGGCAUGCUGAUCUUCUGCCCCUUUUGGGUACUGUUUGCACCAGCCUGCGCUACCUCUCCGCGCGCUUUAACCACCUCUGCAAUGACCAGGUGCGUGCGCUGACAGCGGCAGCGCGCUACACCAGGCGGUCCAGUCUAGCCUGUUUGGACCUCUCGGGUAGGCAGUUGUGGAUAUUUUGUGACUUUUCUGCCCUUUAGGGAACGGCUUUUUGGACGAAGGUUGUCUCAAGCAACUGGCCCCUCUGCCGUCCUUGUGCGUGGUCUUUCUCAGCGACACCGGCCUAGCGGUAUGUUUACGAUCUUUCCUCCCAAAAUGAUAUCAGCUAUCCUGGCUGGCGUUUGGCUCAUAUAAUGCAGAAUAGCAUCACCAGAUAUGGCCAUUCUAACCUCCCUUGCCCCCAUCGGCAAUUUCAUUCUGUCUAUACUGUUAGCCGCCUGCAGAGUUCUAGAUCUAGCCCCAGGGCACAACGGGACGAAUAUGUCCUGCAACGCGACUAUCGAGCGCCUCCCUCUAUCAUAGCCGAUUAUCCGAGCAUUGCUGACAUGAAGAGCCCGUGACUCAAUGUUUGGAUAGUUGAACCCGAUCUCUAAACCGGAGGGUUUACCACCUAAACGGCGUACCAUUGCAGGAGAUAGACGCCCAGAAAGACUUGGGGGUGUGGGUAACGGCUUCUCUAAAACCGUCGCUUCACUGCUCCAAGGUAGCCAAGUCUGCGAUGUCAGUCCUUUAUCUUGUCAAGAGAGCUUUCUCUACCUUCGAUGAGGACUGCUUCGUUAAAGUCUUUCGGACAUUCAGGCGUGGAAACCGUGGACCUCUAAAGAUCUCAGCAUCCUCGAGAAAGUUCAGAGGCGGGCAACCAAACUCGUAGGUGGACAGGGUUCACUACCCUAUGAAACCCGAUUGUCCAAUCUCGGCCUCUUUCCACUGAGUUACAGACAGCUAAGAGGCGACCUUAUACAAACAUUCCGUAUACUGCGCGGCCAGGACUGCUGUCUCGUACCUGCUGAUUUCUUUGAGUUAGCGAUCACAACGAACCUCCGAGGUCAUCCACUUAAACUACGCGUAACUGGCGCCAAGCUGGACACUCGGAAGUUCUUCUUUUCAAACAGAGUGAUCGAGGCCUGGAAUGCUCUGCCUGCAGGUGUCGUCAUGUCCACCUCCGUCGAGGCUUUUAAGCGCAACUUGGACCAUAUUGCCACCAAUCGUCACAAUGCCACCUGACAGAUUGUCUAGCAUUUCGUUCUAACAGUUUAUUAAUGUUGCUAUAUUACUUCCUAUAUUUCAGUAACGUUUGUUUUUUUAAUAUUGUCCCAUGUCUGUAAAAUGUGUGUUGGCAUUCAAUUCGUCUCCCUCCGAAACUGAGAUAGCACCAACUAUCCCUAGACAGACUACUGUACAGCACAUUUAGUAACGUUAAUGUUUUUAACUCUUGGAACAAUUCGUUUAUCUGUCUGGCUUACAAAACUUUGCCAAUCUGAAAAAAACUCUGUAGCCGUUUGAUGUUUCAAUUUUCAAAUUUUUUUUUUAUUGUUCGCCUCCUUGUAACAAAUAGGGAGUUCAAAGGUUUAACACCUAUAUUUCCCUCAAAUAAACUGAACUGAAUCACCCGGACGCUAACCCCAGGGGUUGCGCGCCCGAGGAUGGGUAUGGCUGGCUGCUGACGACUACUAAGCCACAAACAGCCAUUUCAGUCUCUCUCGUCUUUGUCAAAUAUCCCACGACCUUUAUGAUUCCCCUUCAAAUUCAGGUGUCUACCCUCCUGUUGCCCGGUUGGAGACAACACCGUGACGCCAAGGGAGCCGCAGUCCGCAAGAUCCGGUCCUCCUGUUGGUUAUCCCUGGCGCUGGCCGCUGAACAUGUAACGAACCCCAGCCAUCCUUACGAGUCACCACUUGUAAUUUGGCGUUCCCCUGUUAAGUGA
This is a messenger RNA of Spirometra erinaceieuropaei, 11863 nucleotides long. NCBI's taxonomy places the organism in Eukaryota, Metazoa, Platyhelminthes, Cestoda, Diphyllobothriidea, Diphyllobothriidae. The record is from the annotation of a GenBank genome assembly.